Molecule: messenger RNA, 935 nt
Organism: Musa acuminata AAA Group (dessert banana)
Lineage: Eukaryota; Viridiplantae; Streptophyta; Magnoliopsida; Zingiberales; Musaceae
Product: homeobox-leucine zipper protein HAT22
Exons: 3
Coding region: 92-790 (232 amino acids)
Biological process (GO): regulation of DNA-templated transcription
Molecular function (GO): DNA-binding transcription factor activity, RNA polymerase II-specific; sequence-specific DNA binding
Source: RefSeq, a predicted model, not a curated record
CAUGGAAACACCGCGUCUCUCCUUGUGAUUUGUACCCUCUAUAAAGCCUUGCCUUUGUCUUCCGAGGAACCAUCAUAACAUAUAGGUUAGCAUGGAAGAAGGCGAUUGCAAUACUAGCCUUUCCCUCGCGAUAGGUGGUGGCAGACAGUUCACGCCAAGCACAAGUCUUCAGGUCCUAUUCCCGCAUCAUCCGAAAGAAGAAGAAGAAGAAGAAGAUACGCACCGACAUGUAGGCAGCGUAUCGAGAUGGAAGGAGCUCGAUGAGGAGGAGGAGGAGGAGGAGGAUGGUGUCAGCGGUAAGGAUGACAGCAGCAACCUGAGCGACGACAAACCAGUCGGCACAAGAAAGAAGCUGAAGCUCACGAUCGAACAAGUGAGGUUGCUCGAAGAUAGCUUCAGACAGCGCAGCACCCUUAAUACGAUGCAGAAGCAAGAUUUGGCGCACCGGCUAAAUAUACGGCCACGACAAGUGGAAGUCUGGUUCCAGAAUAGAAGAGCCAGGACGAAGUUAAAGCGGAUCGAGCUGGAUUACGAGUGCCUCAGGAUGCACUGCGACAGACUGAUUGACGAGAACCGGAGGCUAAAGAAGGAGCUGCAGGAGCUGCGGUCUGCGACUCCGGCGUCGCCGUUCUACGUGCAACUUCUCGAGGCAGCAACGCUGAUCAUGUGCCCCGCCUGCGAGAGGAUCGCGGCCGCCGGAAAGAGAAAGAGCAGUGCCUUGGAGGACGGCAUGAAGAGGCCGCCGCAGCUGGUGCCUGUAAAUACUGCCCUACUCCGUCUGCAAAACUAGCUUGUUGUCGUGUGAAUUAGAAGAUGGAUGUUGAAGUAGGGUUGCAUCAGAAAGCAAAAUACAUGUACUUUGGAAUUCAUCUGUUUGAUCCAACUUUUGUACACAUAUUUUGUUCCCAGUCGAUUGGGAAUUUAGAUUUGAUCUA